CUCCUGCUUCGUCUUGCUCAUCGUCGUCUGCGACGUCCGCACGGCAAGCACGGCGUCCUCCGCCAGCGUCCCCUGCGUCCCCCGCUUCCUCCCUCACCGCCUGAUCCAUCGGGAUUGGCCGUGACGCAUCGCUCGUCGGUCCACAUCCACCCGCGUUUGCCCCUUCCAUCUAAUUGGCAGCCGACGCAGUGCGCGGGAACGAGCUAGACGCAUACACUCUCGGACAGGUAUAUAGCAGCGGAUGGACAUUUCCAGCGCAUCCCCACGAGGCUCAUUGGACGAACUCAGCCCCCGCAUUCCCUCAAUGCCUUCCUCCUCUCACUCCUCUCCCUGGUCCCAGUCCAUGCCUCUGUCUGCCAUCGGCCAGCAGUCCCCCAACGCGAACGGCUACAGCAGCGCUCAGCAUACCCCUCGCCCGAGCGCGGUAGGCCCGGGCCCCGCCAGCACCGACUGGGCGAGCAUAUUCGCAGCCCCCCUCAACCCAUCCAUCUUCGCUGCUCUCGAAGCCAACGGUGUCUUCGGGCCAGUCAACCAAUCCCUUCCCCUGAGUAAUGCGCAGCCAUCGAGCCUACCGGGCCCAGCAUUCAGCGACCACUAUUCGCUUCAGGGCCAGUCUCGUCAGAACGGCAACCUCAACCACCGCACCUCUCUAGACAGCCAGGGGUCGUGGUCCCAGCCACAGUCUACGUUCUCCACUCCGCACAUCCGGCACCAGCGGCCCAACCUCCCCCGCGCAAACUCAUCUGCCGGCGAGGGUGCCCGCAACAAGCUUGGCUUGAGCGCUCUAUCCCGCAUCGAGGACUCCACUCGUCAGUCUGACGAAGGCCGUGCCGAUCGCCUUCCUGGGCGUAGCGCACUCAGCAGAUCCCUUCAAUCUCCAGACCCCGGUCUCCUUCACCCUACCUCGUAUGGCUCCGAGCGCUCCCUCAACGGCCUUCCACCCUCUCUGUGGAUGUCGAGCGCAUCCGAUGCGUCGUCACAUUCGGAUGGUAGGAAUCACAAGCUGUCGGCUGAAGCAUCGGAGCCCCCUUCAUCUACCAGGGCAUCGUCGCAUGCGUAUUCCCCUCUCUCGCCGCUGUCUCCUACUACCGAGACCAAGUCGGUGGCAUUCACCGAUUUAUUUGAGGGCGGCUUCAUGUCGGCGCCGCACGCCAGUGAGCAGCCGACGAGCUCGUUUACCUCCCCGCGCGCUGGCUCGCCAGACCUGAAGAGCUAUGAUGAACCGGACCCGGAGAAGAUGGCGAAGGAGGAUCCUCUAGCGACUCAGGUUUGGAGGAUGUACGCACGACAGAAGGCAACCCUGCCCCAGGCACAGCGAAUGGAGAAUUUGACGUGGCGAAUGAUGGCGCUAACGCUGAAGAAGAAGAAGGAAGAGGAGGAGGCCGGCAGCAAGACGACCUCGCCGCGUGUUGAGCAGAGUGCGGGUCCGAAGCACGAGGCGCAAUCGCCGAAGGUCGCUUCACCAAGCGUGCCUACUGCUCAGCCAGCGCAGAGUGCUUCUAACGCGGCCGGGCCGAGUUCGGAGGGCAUUGCCGGAGAGGAGGUGGGGAGAGGUCGUCGUCCGGAGAAGGGCAGGAGCCGUGUUAAGGUGGUCGGAUUCGAUGGCGCGAACCCGGAUGGUCUUGACGAGGAGAAUGAGACGCGCGACAUAUCAAUGGACUGGCGUGCUUUUAGUCGCUCGAGGUCAAGAGUUGAUAUGGACUGGAAGCCGCAGAGUCGCUCGAGGUCACGCCCGCCUGAGCAUACCUCUUUCGACCAGCACGGCAUGAUGGCGAGCAACAUGUCGUUCGGGUUCACGAGCAUGCUGCCGCCCGACGACGCCAGCUUCAACCGGCCCGGCAAGACGUCAUCUUCCCUGCCUUCGUCGAUGUCUCUGCUGUCCGCGGCCAGGCGGAGCCCGCCAUUUGCCUCCUCAACGGUUGGAGGCGAGCUUCCGUCGGUAUAUGAGGAGCCUCACUCGAUGCCUGGUCCUUCGUCGUUUGAUGGACAGGAACGGUACCCCAACAACCUCGAUUUCCACCCAUUCCCCUCCUCAUACAACAACUCGACCUUCAUGCCCGCCUCACUUCCAUCGCUUGGCCUGCACGGCCACAAGAUUCCGCCUGGUUCGAGUCCUGGGGACGCGCGCACGUUCCCUCGCCACGUUCGCAAGACGAGUUUCGAUCACACGGUGUCGAAGGACGGGCUCCUCUCUGGCCUGAGCGGACGCCAUCAAGUCAACGGCAAGCCCCUCUCUCCAGACGCCCUCGCUGGCAUGAAACGACGCGCUGACGCCCCGCACGCAGAAAGUAUGCUGCGCGGCGACCCCGCGUCGGUGCCCAACGUCCUAACAGGCCCGCAAUUGCCGGGCGACGACCGCUACGAGCGCAACAGCCCCUUCCCCUCGUCGACGUUCAACUUCACUUUCCCGUCGUAUGAUUCGGUGGGGAUGUUUGGCGACGGUGGUCUGAGUGGGCCGAAUGCGGAUGGAGGAGAAGGACGUUAUACGCACCAUUCGUCUGCGCGGUCCUCCAUCAGCAACCCGGGCUUCGGCUCGCCCAGCAACAACGAGCUGUCUGCUGGGGCUGCCGCCGCUGCGGCGUCGCUGGCGGAGAACUAUGCGCAUCUCAGUGCGGGCGGUCUGUCUGGCCUGGACGGCAGCCUUGACUAUCGCCACCUGAUGGGUCUCGUAUAUCCCACUCAGGGCAUCGACUCUGAUGGCUUGGGCUCACCUAGCGGGUACACGCACGUUGAUCCCACGCAAAUCCUUGCGGGCGUCGGACAGGCCGACUUCGGUAACGGUCUGCAGCAGCAUGCAAGUCCGUCGAGCGAUGGAUGGAAUGCGAGCUCGAAUGCUUCGCCGGAGCCGUAUAUUGCGAGCACGGCGUCGACGCCGCCUUCUGGCGAUGGACUGCCUCCGACGACCGGGAGGCAAGCGGCGCAGCGCAAGUACGUGCCGUUGAAGCAGAACGCGCAGAGGAAGAAGUCUUUGCCGACCUUGCAGUCGCCGAAUGGCGAGGAGAGGCGGUCGACGGCAAGCACGCCAGAGUUGGGAGGUGAAGGCGGGACCGGGAGUGGUCAGCAGGGCGGCAAGGGCGGAAGCGAAGAUGGUGAAGCGCCGCCCAUCUUGUGUACGAACUGCCAGACGACGAAUACGCCCUUGUGGAGACGAGACCCGGAAGGUCAACCGCUUUGCAACGCGUGCGGUUUGUUCUACAAACUACAUGGCGUCGUUCGCCCUCUGUCUCUGAAGACGGACGUAAUCAAGAAGCGGAAUCGCGCGUCGGGGGCGCCGAAUGGCGGGAACAGAAAGAACAGCACGGGCGCGGCGAAGACGGCGAACCGGCCACGGUCGCAGUCGAAUUCUGGACUCAUUGGUGGUCAUCGUGUAGGGAUGGUUGGAUCGGGGAAUGGGAACGGGCUGGCCAUGAAGCGCCAGCGACGGACAUCCACAUCGCUCCAGGCGUCUGCUGGCCUGCGCCGCGAGUGAGGGGGAACCCGGGGAACUUAUAGGAUUUGGCAAGUUUUAUAUCUCUUAUGCUUCUCACGACCGCUGCUUCUGUUGUUUGUUUGUUGUCUUCCUCAUUUAUUUGAACGAUGCGAGAUCUUGUAGAUGUAUCUUUACUCCGUAGCUAGCUCAUGCCUCCGUCUCUUUCCUACUCAUCGGUCUCGUCUCCUCAUGAUUCCUUUCCCUGACAGCGUCCGACAUAUGCUUGUACUUCGUAGUUGGUUAGAGAGCACGCUGAACAUGUCCUUAUACUAAUAGUACAUGUCUACCUUAGGCACUGGCGUAUUAUGACUUUUAUGGUG
Schizophyllum commune H4-8 is the source of this 3789-nucleotide messenger RNA. RefSeq names its product transcription factor scgata-6. Bases 305 to 3469 code for a protein of 1054 amino acids. Gene Ontology annotation, biological process: negative regulation of transcription by RNA polymerase II; positive regulation of transcription by RNA polymerase II. Lineage: Eukaryota; Fungi; Basidiomycota; Agaricomycetes; Agaricales; Schizophyllaceae. The transcript has 6 exons. The record is from RefSeq and is a predicted model, not a curated record. Gene Ontology annotation, molecular function: DNA-binding transcription factor activity, RNA polymerase II-specific; RNA polymerase II cis-regulatory region sequence-specific DNA binding; zinc ion binding.